Tripterygium wilfordii is the source of this 1989-nucleotide messenger RNA. RefSeq names its product branched-chain-amino-acid aminotransferase-like protein 2. Gene Ontology annotation, biological process: carboxylic acid metabolic process. Gene Ontology annotation, molecular function: catalytic activity. The transcript has 19 exons. The coding region runs from base 109 to 1788 and encodes 559 amino acids. The record is from RefSeq and is a predicted model, not a curated record. NCBI's taxonomy places the organism in Eukaryota, Viridiplantae, Streptophyta, Magnoliopsida, Celastrales, Celastraceae.
CUACCGGAGUCGACUAUUCGUUACAGAGGACCGUAGUCUCUCUGUAGAUAAUACAUUUUAUGCACCUCCUCCUCUCCUAGUUCCACGCACCUUUGUUCACUGCACAAGAUGGAACAAGAAGGAGAAGAAGUAGAGGUCAUACACUCAUGGUCAGCUCCACGGUCACUCAGCACCACCCUCAUGUACUCUUUUGCCCAGCGGGAUGACACCGAGGUGCUUGAUGAACCCCUUUAUGCUGCUUUCCUUCGGAUAACCGGUGUUGAAAGGCCAUACAGGGAUGAGCUUCUCUCCAAAAUGGAAUCUGAUGGAACUAAGGUUGUAAACAAUGUCAUUUUUGGUCCAGGGCGAAAGAAGUAUCGGUUCUGCAAGCAUAUAGCAAAACAGCGAGUAACGGGUUUGCCUAGUGAUUUGUUGAAGAAAGGAAAGCAUCUUAUUUUGAUCCGAAAUCCCCUUGAUGUCCUGCAAUCCUUUGAAAAGGUUGUGCCUGCAUCCUUUCUUGAGUUGGGUGUAUCAGAGCUGGUAGCCAUAUACAGUGAGUUAUGCGAGUUGGGAAGGCCUCCACCAGUAAUUGAUACAGCAGAUCUUCAACAAGAUCCCAAGGGUACCUUACGCAGUCUAUGUGAAGAUCUGGAUAUCCCAUUUCAAUCCUCAAUGCUCAAAUGGGAAGCUGGUCCUAAGCCAUAUGAUGGGAUUUGGGCCCCCUGGUGGUAUAAGAGCGUACAUAAGUCAACAGAAUUCAAGCAAGCACGAAGAUUUCCUGAGCCAUUUCCUUUAACUAUGUAUGAAUUGUUGGAGCAAAGUCUACCUUUCUACAACCUCCUUAGGUGCCAUGUCAAGCAGACUUCAUCCCUGCUAAAGACCAACUUACCUCAACCAAAUCUUCCUGUUCCUGCAAAUGAGAAGUUGCUUGCAUGGGUCGGCGAUGAGAUGUUACCUCGUGAAAGCGCAAAGGUUUCUGUAUUUGACUCGGUGGUCCAAGGCGGAGAUUCAGUGUGGGAAGGGCUUCGAGUUUACAAUGGAAAGAUUUUUAAGCUUGAUGAGCAUUUAGAUAGGUUGCUUGACUCAGCAAAGGCUCUGGCUUUCAACAAUGUCCCAACUCGCAAAGAGAUUGAGGAAUCCAUAUUCAAAACUCUCAUUAGGAAUGGAAUGUUUGACAAUGCACACAUCCGACUUUCGCUUACCCGAGGCAAAAAGGUUACUUCUGGCAUGAGCCCAGCAUUUAAUCUUUAUGGUUGCACCUUGAUAGUGCUUCCUGAAUGGAAGCCCCCUGUCUACGACAACACAAAGGGAAUAACUCUGGUGACUGCUACUACUCGUCGUAAUUCUCCAAAUAAUUUGGAUUCGAAGAUUCACCACAAUAACCUCCUUAAUAAUAUACUUGCAAAGAUAGAAGGGAACAAUGCAAAUGCUGAUGAUGCAAUUAUGCUUGACAAGGAUGGUUAUGUAUCUGAAACAAAUGCUACUAACAUUUUUCUGGUGAAGAAGGGACGUGUCCUGACACCUCAUGCUGAUUAUUGCCUUCCUGGCAUAACUAGAGCAACUGUUAUGGACCUUGUGGUGAAGGAAGAUUUUGUCCUGGUGGAGCGAAGAAUCAGCUUGUCAGAGUUCCAUACUGCAGAUGAGGUGUGGACAACAGGAACAAUGGGUGAGCUGAGUCCGGUUGUGAAGAUAGAUGGACGAUUAAUUGGCAAUGGGCAGGUUGGGCCUGUUACUCGAAGAUUGCAAAAUGCUUACAGAAAGCUGACAGAAGAGUUGGGUGUUCCGAUACCAACCUAUAGUCAGGCUUGAGAACCAUAUAAUUCCGAACAGGAAUAGAUUGCUUCUCCCCAUUGGCAUUUGGCUUUUGUAAAUAAGUGGGGGGAAAUCUCCAUUUGGAACCAAAUCAACACUCUUUGAUCAGGAAUAAUCAUGGUCUCCUCAAGGCCGUAUUGGGAUUUUUUUUAGUGUCUGGCAACAUUUGUCAAUAAAGGUGCAGGAGGUUGUACAUCA